ACGAUAUCAUGGAAUUAAUUCAGAGAAAUUCAAUUUAUAUUCCAUCAAAUCGUUUUCUUGGUAAAAGAUAAAGUCAAUCAAUCUUUUUUUGUAAAAUUAAAAAAAAUAUCUAACUUAUAUAAAUGCAUCCAAUUCAUCCGUGAUAUGCACAACAUCAACGUUAUAGAAGACAGGCUAGGAAAACAUUUUCUGUGAUGAUUUCUGUUUUUCAGUCGUGUUUACUUUUCACCAAUAUUACGGCAGACAUGCUCAGUUAUUGAUACAAUCUAGUUCUAUAUCGACGCAAUCGUACUUCCAGUGAUGAGGAGUCUUUUGUGUAUCUAUUUAUUCUUCUUAGGUUUUGUAGAUGGAGAAAAAUACAGUCUUCAUCUGUACAACGAAUUAUUUCAAAAUUCCACCUACAAUAAAGUUCUAAUCCCAACGUUAAACGACAAUGACACUCUUCUUCUGAAGAUAACAUUUCUGCCACGAGGAAUCAGCGAAUUUAAUGACGUAACUGGACAAUUAUCUAUCGCAAUGGGGCUUGACGUACGCUGGCGUGAUGUAUUCUUAAGAUGGAAUCCUACUAAGUUUGGCAAUGUGUCACAUUUGGUAGUCCCAGAGGACCAUGUUUGGACACCAGUGAUUACCCUAGCCAAUCCCAUAGACAGAAUCCCAGUUUUUCCAGGUGAUUCGUUUCCAAUAAGAGUUUAUGCCAAUGGCCAACUUAUAUGGAUUAAAGGAGGGACGGUAAGUGUCACGUGUCAACCUAACGUUAAAUACUACCCCUUUGACGAACACAAAUGUUCAGCUAAAUUUUUAACCAUUGAUCGCAUUGGAAAUGAACUUAGAAUGGAAACAGGGAUGAGAUCUGUUAUUAAUGAGAAAUAUGGAGAAUGGGAUAUAUACAGUAUGAACGCAUAUUCCUCCAGAUUCGAUGUAUAUUCUUGUUCUGUUUUCGAGAUCACAGUGAGACGACGGUCAGAGUUUUUGAUACUAAAUACAUGCAUACCAAUAUUGUGUUUGGGAAUUUUAAACGCCUGUGUAUUCUUAAUUCCACCAGAAUCAGGAGAACGAGUUUCCUUCGCCAUGACAGUUUUGCUUUCUUUUGCUGUUUUUAUGACAAUAUUCAGUGCAUCUCUUCCAAAAAAUUCCGACCCUGUUCCGAUCAUGUGUUAUGUCAUGAUGGUGAUGAUGUUGGAGAGUGGAAUAAUUGUAAUUCUAACCAUUAUUGGGCUUCGCAUUUUCUUUAAACGUGAAAAUGAGCCAAUACCAAAGUUUGUAAGUCGCAUAGCAAGAAUAGCAGACCUUAGAUCAAGUAUAUAUAGACAAGAUGACCAGUCUUUGAUGAAUGGAAAAAUCCAGAAUGAUGAAGAAAAUCUGAAACCGGAGCAGCCAUCACUUACCUGGGAGAGACUGCGAAUUAUUUUUGACAUGACAUGCUUCUGUGUCUCCUUUGGGGUCUUUGUUUUGUUGGUUUGUGUUUACGCCAUCAUGGUAAAGAUUUCGUAAAUUAUUGUAUUUCGGAUUGAACACGGCUCUGACUGCAGAGAAUUGAUUCAUAUUAAUAUAUUGCAAUAUUAAACAGAGAAUUUCAUUAAUGGUUAUCGACUAUCAAUUGUCAAUAUUGACAUUCUCAAUUGAAUUACUUUUGAUAUGAAAUGUUGGUUUGUUCCGUAUGAUUAUUGUGCAAUAGUUUAAAGAAAUUCUAAUUAACGUUAUUUUCAAUAAAUUGUUACUGAUAGGAACCACUCACAACAUGAAAUUAUACUGUACAUAUAUCCCUACCGAAGCCGUGGAUCAAAGGGAUACAGGUUUCGGUUCGUAAACGAGAGAUUCUGGGUUUAAACUCCACUCUUAUCCGGUGGUUAGAAUAGAUCCUCAGUACCCCCUUGCUUGUCGGAAAAGGCGACUAAAUGGGGCGGUCCUUUAGACGAGACCGCAAAAACCAAGGUCCCGUGUCACAGAAGGUGUGGCAUGAUACAGAUUCCUCCGUGCUCAAAGGUCAUAAGCACCGAGCAUAGGCCUAAAGAUUGCAGCCCUUCAUCGACAAUGGUGACGUCUCCAUAUGAGUUUAAAAUUCUCGAGAGGGACGUUAAACAGUAUAAAACCUAAUACGUAAAAAUGGGUAGGGUAUUCUCCUUUGCCUAACAAGCGGCAUUUAGAUGUGAUAUAUAGUCUCGGGUUUCUUUUGAACGAGACCAAAAAUACGAAGGUCACGACAAGUGUUGGCAUGGCAAUGAACCCCAAAUACUACGGCCAUGAGCGCCACGCAUAGGUCUAAAUGGUACACUCCAUUACACCUGGUGACAUCACAAAAUGAGUGAAAAAUCGAAGGGAUGUAAAACAUUGAAACAAAAACAUAUUUAAACUUUUCAUCAUCAUUUUUCAUCCUAUGUUAUUGUGUAAUUGAUUUACCGUUCAGUGACACGCCGUUAGUCCAGUAGAUACUCCUUGUCUAUGUAAAGCAAUCUUUUGAAUUAUUUCAGUUAUCUUUGUGAAGCGUUCUUAUUUACAUUGAUGCAGUUUCAUCAGAAAUUGAAAAAUAAACAUAUAUUGGUAGUAUUUUCUUUCAAUAUUUAUUAUUUAACAUUACGAAGCAAUUAAUUUGUAAAUAGAUAUAUACUGAAGAGACAUUAUUUGUUGAAAUGCGCAUCUGGUGCAUUAAAAUUGGUACCGUAUAAGUUUUACAUUAUGAGCCCUGGGUCGAGGCCUCUGCUGGUGGACUGUUAGUCCCCGAGGGUCUCUACAGCCCAGUAGCUAAGUACUUCGUUACUAGCUUGGAAAUACGGAUGUAUAUUUAAUUGCUGUUAUAAAAUUUAGAAAUUCAUUUCAAAAUUAAGUAUUAUCUCCCUUCAUUGCUCUUAUCCUUAGACGAAUUUGACUCCACUUUUUGGCACUCUGUUUUCCCCUAAAAUAGCUCAAGCAAGUUUAUUGUUAUUUCGGAUUUAAAACAUUUCGAUUGAGCAUCACUGACGAGACAUUAUUUGUUGAAAUGCGCAUCUGGUGCAUUAAAAUUGGUAGCGUAUAAGUUUUACACAGGGAAGAUCAAUCCAUUGUUAAUAUCAUUUUAAGUAAUUUCACAAAAUCCUUACAAAAUUAGAUUCAUUGCUAGAUUCAGCAAAUGUUCUACCAAGCCUCUAUUUUUGCUCCUCAUGAAUAUAUUACUUGCUGUGAAGGAGAAACUUCAAACAUAUUGUGUCACAACUUGCCAGAAGUGUUGUAAAUCAAAAGUAGACUCUCAACAAAUUUAAAGAAUUUUAGUAAAUUUCAAAUCCUAAAACUAAUUUCAAAUCAACAACUUCAAAACGUAGCAUUGAUUUUGACUACGGAGGACUACAUUGACCUGAUCAAGAUAUAGGGUUCAUGGCGGGUGUGACCGGUCGACAAGGAAUGCUUACUCCUCCUAGGCACUGAUCCCACCUCUGGUAUAUCCAGGGGUCCGUGUUUGUCUAGCUGCAAUAAUAUAGCCAUCUCCGAUGUUUUAAUUUUUUUUCUGACAUUUUCGGGAGAGGGCUACAAUUCCAUAGGAUGUUCGUAAUGGUGCAAAAUAUUUUUAUGAAUAACCUGAAUGUCUGCUCCGCCAUGCUUGUUAUCGCGAUAUCUCGUUGGUUGGUCUACUUAAAAACCUAAACAUUGACAAUCAGCGCGAAAAUGUAGUUACUCGAGUCAUUCCAACAUAGAAAGGAAAAUCAUAUGGUGACAGAAAAAAAUUACACUCUGUUGUUUGUUUUUAACUUGAUAUCUUUAAAUCUUUUCAAUUCCGGCGAAAUUUCUUUGUCCUCCGUACUCGUCCAUUGAUGUAACCACUACCUUAUAUGUGCAUAUGCAAAUAACUUGACAAUCAAACAUGGGGCACGAAUAUGAUUCGAAAAAUUGCAAUACAGUGAAACUUCUCCAAACUGGCCUCUCAGAAAACCGGUUCUCCCUGAAUAUCGGCCGAUUUUCAAAGUCCCGGCAGAAACCUUAAUAUUUCCUUACAAAGAAAGUCUCACAAAACCGACCACCCCUGAAAACCGGACAUCGGCCACUUUUUAAAGUACAAUUGUUAACAAACAUGUGUAAUUUACCUUUAUAAUACCGGCCACUAUUUGAAGACUAGAAAAUUUUGGCCAGAGGGGUGAUUAAGAUUGGCCAGGUGUGCAAAAUUACUGACCUACCGGCCAGGUGGGAAAUUAUCGACCGGAGGUGUGAAAAACACGAGUGGCCUCUUUAAGUUCUUUAGUUUACCUGUGCUGUCCAGGGUGCUAAUUGGUGCUUAUCUAAUCCAAUUGACCCUUUCAAAUUUCGGUACGAAAUGCUAUAAACAGAUAUGCACAUAUUGAAUGACUACAAUCAAUACGCCAUAUUGUUGCACCAUGGAUAUAAGCGGUAGUUAAUAAACAACAAACCCAUGACUGUUAAUGAUAAUUUUCAAUAGAUAAAUAAUUUUUUGGAGGUUUCCAUAGACUUAAAAUUCCUAAGAAACAUCACAAUUAAAAUUAUAUUUUUACUACUCUACUUUUCAAAAACGUCAAAACAAAUUUGUUAACGAUAUAAGCAAUGGACGUAAACAGAGUUUUUAAAGGUAAGAGGAAUACCAAUAAUAGGCCUCUGUGUUUUCUUUAUGUAUCCUGUUAUAAAUUUUAAGUUAAAAUUAGAUGAUUGCAGUAAGACUAUUUCUGGUAAUAGUUACCUGUAGGUACAAGCGGUCUAGUUUGAUCUCCACCGAUAAUUGAUCAUAGAUCCCCAUAUCAAAGUGAGCAGUACCUACUCUGUGUAUUAAUUGCAGCAAUCAAAUGGCUAUGUGUUUGUUUUGUUUAUUAAAACAUAAGCUGAAAUUCUACAUAAAUGCUGCUAGUCUACAGAUUUGUAUAUCUAUAUCAAAUGCAGUUUUAUUUAAACGGAAUGUUUUCCAUUAUUUGUGCAUGUCAAUGUAAAAAUGUUUAUUCAUGUUUAAUUAGUUUUAGUGCUAUAAAUUGAAAAUAAACAUGUUAGUAAAUUA
Ostrea edulis (European flat oyster) is the source of this 4963-nucleotide messenger RNA. RefSeq names its product acetylcholine receptor subunit alpha-like 2. NCBI's taxonomy places the organism in Eukaryota, Metazoa, Mollusca, Bivalvia, Ostreida, Ostreidae. The coding region runs from base 301 to 1491 and encodes 396 amino acids. Gene Ontology annotation, cellular component: synapse; membrane; neuron projection. Gene Ontology annotation, molecular function: extracellular ligand-gated monoatomic ion channel activity; transmembrane signaling receptor activity; neurotransmitter receptor activity. Gene Ontology annotation, biological process: regulation of membrane potential; signal transduction; nervous system process. The transcript has a single exon. The record is from RefSeq and is a predicted model, not a curated record.